This is a messenger RNA of Cryptomeria japonica (Japanese cedar), 1852 nucleotides long. RefSeq lists its product as uncharacterized. Lineage: Eukaryota; Viridiplantae; Streptophyta; Pinopsida; Cupressales; Cupressaceae. Bases 224 to 1303 code for a protein of 359 amino acids. The transcript has 14 exons. Gene Ontology annotation, biological process: proteolysis. The record is from RefSeq and is a predicted model, not a curated record. Gene Ontology annotation, molecular function: serine-type peptidase activity.
AUUUUUUACAGGACGGUGUACUGUACUAAACUGUCUGGAAUGCAUUCGCACGUACCCCGUCCUCUAAUUUGAACUCCUCUAGUGAAAACGGUAAUUUGAAACUCGUGAACCUGUAAAGAAAGUGCGCUAUUCAUCAUUAUUUUUAAAAAGCAAGACUGAUUUUCUCUCAUAUCAUUAAAAUUCGUUUCUUUCUGGAGAUUUUCAAAGUUAGCUGUGUUCAGGCAUGGAGUCUAUUGCAGAUGUUAAAUACAUAAGCAUGAGGACAGAGUUUCUAAACGUUCUGGCUGAAAGAAGAUCAAAAUUGGUGGGAUGGACUGUGGAGCCAGCUCGUCCUGUGACAAACCCUAUGUACCAGUUGGAUUCCAUUCCACAGUUUUGUGAGGCAAUGGCAGCCUGCCCAAGGAAAGAAAUUCCUAAUUUGGAGGAGGCUCUAGAAGAAGAGAAUUUCUACUUGAUUACUGAGGCGAGUGAGCAAGGUCGUCUACCAGUACUGAUUCUAAGGCUCAAAGAUGGUGAACUAAAAAAAAGACCUGCUGUUGUUUUCCUGCACUGUUCAUAUAGAUGCAAGGAGUGGUUGCGGCCAUUGUUGGAGGCAUAUGCUUCCCGGGGAUACAUAGCAAUUGCAGUGGAUUCUCGUUAUCAUGGCGAACGGGCAAAAUACAAAACUGCAUACAAAGAUGCUCUUGUUACUUCCUGGAAAACCGGCCAAACCAUGCCUUUUAUAUUUGACACGGUGUGGGAUUUGAUAAAGUUGAUGGAUUACCUUUCUGCAAGGGAUGACAUCAAUCCCUCUAAAAUAGGAAUUACUGGUGAAUCACUAGGAGGAAUGCAUGCAUGGUUUGCUGCUGCUGCUGAUCCACGAUAUGCUGUAGUGGUUCCAAUCAUUGGUGUUCAGGGUUUUGGGUGGGCCACGAGAAACGACAGAUGGCAUGCUCGAGUUAGAAGUAUAGAAGAUGUAUUUGAAGAGGCCAAAAAUGAUCUUGGCAAGUCUUCUAUAGAUGCUGAAGUGGUCAACAUGGUUUGGGAUAGAAUAGCCCCUGGAUUAAGAGAUAAAUUUGAUGCUCCAAUCUCAAUUCCAUCAAUUGUGCCACGACCACUCUUGAUCCUGAAUGGUGUAAAGGAUGCUCGAUGUCCCGUGGAAGGUUUGGAAGAAACAAUAUCUAUAGCAAAGGAGGUCUAUAGUAAAGCUAAUAUUUCAGUGAACUUCAAGUUUAUUGCAGAAUCUCGCAUUUGGCACCGUAUGACACCUUUCAUGGUUAAAGAAGCCAGUGAGUGGUUUGACAAGUUUUUGAUGACAGGAUGAAGAGUGAUUGUAGUGUCUCUUGCUGGUUUCUGACAUGUAUUGCUACAGUUUCAAAUUAUCUGGAACUGGGAGAUAAAUUGCGUCAUUAUUGGCCAUUUAUAGCUAAAAAUAAAAUCCACAAUAAUGGUUUUUAACAUUGCAUUUGUAGUUAUACUAGGUAUGCCAGAUGUUACUACGAUGAUAUUCAAUUAGCUUGAAGACAAAGUGGGGUGACAAAUAUCUCUGUCAACCUUUGUCUAAUGGGGAUCUAAUAAUCAGGGGCAAAAAUGUAGCUUCCUUGAUUCUUAUUGGGUGGUGGUGCAGUAAAGGGGAUCUAAUCAUCCCAGACCAUGUUAGUUUGGUUUGAGCAAACAAAAAUGCUUGCUUGCAUUUGUUUUCAGAUUUCAAGCUUUUUUAACCCUUACGGCAUGUUCCCAUGUGGCUGCUUAGCUUAUUUUUGCUAGCAGCGGCUGCUCAACAUUUUUAGGAAAUAUCUGUGGAGCUGGUGGCCCCAUGAAUAUUUAUUUUUCUAUUUAUUUUUAAGAAAAAUCUUAAAAUUGAUAUUAAUAA